Molecule: messenger RNA, 1062 nt
Organism: Vicia villosa (hairy vetch)
Lineage: Eukaryota; Viridiplantae; Streptophyta; Magnoliopsida; Fabales; Fabaceae
Exons: 4
Coding region: 1-1062 (353 amino acids)
Source: RefSeq, a predicted model, not a curated record
AUGCACAAAUGUUGCGAGAAAUUAAUUUCGGACUGUUGGAAUCUUAAGGUGUCGGGUUGUCCUCUUGAGGUUAUUGACGAGAAGCUAAUAAUCUUAAAGAAGGAGCUCAGAGUUUGGAAUCAUUCCUGUUUCGGUAAUGUGACAGAGAACGUGUUGAAAGUUGAAGAAGAGUUGAACCGGAUUCAGUCCUAUCCGGAAGGGGCUGAUGGAAACUUUAACAAGUUGGAAAAAGAAGCUCACGACCAGUUAUCUCUAGUUCUGACAUGGAGGAAAGAUUUUGGAAGGAAAAAUCGAGGAUUAAUAUUGAGGGAUUGUUCUAUGGUCUCUAAAAGCAUUCCCUAUAUGGUUAAUGAAGAUAUGAACAAAAUGCUCACUAUCCUUCCCUCUUUGGUUGAAAUUAAAGCUGCGGUUUUUUCUCUUAACGAAGAUAGUGCUCUUAGGUCGGAUGGUUUCAGCGCGUCGUUCUAUCAAACCUAUUGGGAGAUUAUCCAACAUGAUAUUGCGGCGGUGGUUAUUCAACUUUUCUCUAAUGGGUGGCUUCCUCACGAUUUUAAUGUGAAUGUGUUAGUGCUUAUUCCAAAGGUGGUUAAUACGGAUUCUCUAGAUCUAUUUCGGCCUAUUGUGUUUUCUAAUUUCAAGUUUAAGAUAAUUUCAAAGAUCAUUGCUGUUAGACUUGCAGCUAUUAUGCCACAGUUAGUUUCUCAAGAACAAAGAGGCUUUAUUCCAGGAAGGGGGCCUAACCAAAUUCAGGUUCCUCCUCAUUUAUUUUACACCGACGAUGUGCUGAUCUUUUGUAAAGGUAGUGUUGCAAAUAUCAAGUCUCUGAUUAAGGUUUUUAAGGCUUAUGAGGCAGCUUCUGGUCAGUCAGUUAACUGCAGUAAGCAUUGGGCCAAGUAUCUCCUUCCUAAUGCCGAUAAAAUUAUUCUUAAGUUUGCUUCGUGGAAAAGUGCUCUUCUUUAUUUUGCGGGUAGAGUGGAGUUAGUUAAAUCUUUGAUUCAAAGUAUGGUGAUACACUCUAUGUCCAUAUACGAUUGGCCUGUUUCGUAUAUGAGUGUUAUUUAG